This is a messenger RNA of Andrographis paniculata, 2106 nucleotides long. RefSeq names its product embryogenesis-associated protein EMB8. The record is from RefSeq and is a predicted model, not a curated record. The transcript is spliced from 14 exons. Lineage: Eukaryota; Viridiplantae; Streptophyta; Magnoliopsida; Lamiales; Acanthaceae. Gene Ontology annotation, molecular function: monoacylglycerol lipase activity; short-chain carboxylesterase activity. The coding region runs from base 168 to 1877 and encodes 569 amino acids.
AUUUGACACGAAAGUUAAAUGCGAUUCCAUGCGGUUGAAUUUCCUAACCAUCUCACCAAAAUCUGCAGUGAACUUCAUCUCCCCCAAUUGCAAAUCAAACCCAAAUUUCGUGUCUUUUUGAAAGAUUUUUUUGUCUUUUUUCCGAUCAAGAUAUUCAUUUUUGUUCCAUGGAUUGCUCGGAAGCAAUUCUUGAAAAACCGGCCGUUGCUUACGAAUUUCUUAUCAAGUCCGCCUUUGCAAUACCCUUAUGGCAUUAUUUGGUUGGGGUGCUUUUACUUUUCAUCGUUUUCUUGUACAAUUUCUUGGAGCUUCAUUUUUUUCAAGAUCUUUUGACGGGAUUUCGUGGCGGACCCGUAUCCUUGACAUACAAUCCGAGCUCGGAUAUUUAUCAUGGAGUUGUAUCCAAGUGCAAGACGCUUCAUGGAAGGUACUUGGCAACACCCUGGCUUUCAAGUCCACAUUUCCAAACUUCUUUCAUAAACUUCUUUGGGAGGCCUCCAGCUUUUACCUACAGAAGACAGAUGUUUCAUGCAUCUGAUGGUGGGACUUUUGCUCUGGACUGGCUGUUGCACUCUGAUGUGUCUGGUGCUGGUGUUCAAAAUCACACAAUUGCUAAGGAUGACACAACUCCUAUUGUGGUUGUGAUUCCUGGACUAACAAGUGAUUCGGCUUCUCCAUAUAUGAAACAUCUUGUCUUCAAUACAGCGAAAAAUGGAUGGAAUGUGGUGGUCAGCAAUCACCGAGGAUUGGGUGGUGUCUCAGUCACUACCGAUUGCUUCUAUAAUGCUGGGUGGACAGAAGAUGUACGUGAAGUCAUUGACUACCUACACCAAGAGUAUUUUUCUGCCCCUUUGUUUGUCAUAGGGACAAGUAUUGGUGCAAAUAUUUUGGUGAAAUACCUCGGAGAGAAUGGGGAAAAUGUUCCUGUCGCUGGUGCUGCUGCAGUCUUUUGUCCUUGGGAUCUCUUGAUUGGUUCCAGGUUUAUAUGUCGGAGGCUUGUCCAGAAGUUUUAUGACAGAGCUCUUACAAUUGGUCUUCAAGGUUACGCACAACUACACAAAACUCGUUAUUCUCGCCUUGCAAACUGGGAGGGUAUUAAAAAGUCUCGCUCAAUUAGAGAUUUUGAUACACAUGCAACAUGUCUUGUUGGGAACUAUGAGACGGUGGAUACAUACUAUAGGCGUUGUAGCAGUGCACCUUAUGUUGGACAAGUUUCAGUACCUCUUCUCUGUGUAAGUGCAUUGGAUGAUCCCCUCUGCACUAAAGAAGCCAUUCCCUGGGAUGAAUGCCGAGAAAAUAAAAAUAUAGUCCUAGCUACAACAUUACAUGGUGGACAUCUGGCAUCCUUUGAAGGCAUAACUGCAUCUCGCCUAUGGUGGGUGAGAGCAGUUAAUGAAUUUCUUGAAGUGUUACUUACAAGUUCUUUCAUGCAUAAACAAAAGAAGGUUGAUCAUCUAAAGCCUAAUUCUGCACACACCCAAUCUUCAAUUGAUCAAGGUCCAUAUCUUAAUGUCGCUGAUGGGAUGGUGGCCGCCAUGGGCAAUGAGCGAACUGAUGAUACCAUCAAUGAGACAUCUAAAGAAAAUAAAGAUCAAGACCAGGAAAAGCAAUUAGUUUCAGAAAACAAUAUUUUCACCAGUGGAAGGAAAUCUGAUUCUGCAACCAAUACUCAGAGAACAUCUGAAAGUGCUGGUCCAAAGGGAGGAUUGAGCAUUGUUGAAAGGUGCCUAUACCAGCUUUCUCGUCAAAGUAACAGAUCACUGUGGCUGCUUGCUUAUAUAGCCAUCAUAUCAACCUGGCCUGUACUUGGGUCUGCACUUGGUUUUUUCCUCAAGAAAAAGAUGGAAAGAUUAUCAAAGGGAAAGCCUCCAAAUUGAUCCGCUUAAUGUAUGUAAGUUUACUUCACAAAAGUAAACUCAGUGUGGUUCAUAAGCCUCUUACAUAUGGAAAUUGUUUUGUAUCAUGCUGAUAAGUUUUUUAGUUUAUUUUCCUUUUUAAUUUCUUCUAGUAUUGGAAUGUUAUUGGAAACAAGAAGUUAUCUGUUCUCGAGACCAUGUUGGCCGCUAGCAAGCAAAGUUACAUAUGAAAAUUGUUACCUCAGUAUCA